Messenger RNA from Telopea speciosissima, 859 nucleotides. Its product is annotated as peptidyl-tRNA hydrolase 2, mitochondrial. The transcript has 8 exons. The coding region runs from base 44 to 631 and encodes 195 amino acids. Gene Ontology annotation, molecular function: peptidyl-tRNA hydrolase activity. NCBI's taxonomy places the organism in Eukaryota, Viridiplantae, Streptophyta, Magnoliopsida, Proteales, Proteaceae. Gene Ontology annotation, cellular component: mitochondrion; cytosol. The record is from RefSeq and is a predicted model, not a curated record.
CUCUCUGGCUGGCUUCGUGUGUCUGUGCGGAUGAUCGAUUAGGAUGCUGGGUUCGUUUGGAAAGCAGUCUCAACCUUCGAAGAAAAAACAUAAAGAAGGAGAAUGGUUCGGAGUGAGUUUCAGGCCAGAAAACUUCAUACCAGGUCUCAUUAUCGGUUUCAUUUUUGGGUUGCUCAUAGAUUUAUCGGGACUUCCCAAAAGUAAUUCCAAAGGAAAUAAAACCUUAUCUACCAGGGGCAAACAGCAACAACAAAGUCUAGUUUCAGGUGAUGGCGAUGAAGAACUUAAAAUGGUCUUGGUUGUCAGACAAGAUUUGAAGAUGAGAGCUGGAAAAAUUGCAUCUCAAUGUGCUCAUGCAGCCACUGGAAUUUAUGCUGAACUGAUGCAAAGCCAGAGGUCCCUUUUGAGACAAUGGGAGCAAGAUGGCCAGCCAAAAAUAGUUGUAACGUGCAAGAAUCAACAGGAAAUGAAUAAACUGAAGGCGGCAGCAGAGAGCAUCGGCCUUCCCAGUUUUGUUGUUGCUGAUGCAGGGCGCACACAGGUUUUGGCUGGAUCAAAGACAGUUCUUGCCAUUGGACCUGGCAGAAAGAAAUUGGUUGAUUCUGUGACUGGAAAACUGAGCCUGCUCUAACAAUUUUUUCCACUUAGAGGUACACUCAAAAGCAAAUGAAGAUUAUUUUGAUGAAAGUGUCAUUUUAUCUGUUGAGAGAAUUGUUAUUUCUUUCUCCAACCAUGUUUGAGUGGGUAUGAAUUUGGAUGCACUUAAUGAAGUUAGAUGUUACAUACAUUAAAAUGAGAUUCUGAAAAUCAUUAUUAAUUUUGAUGACCAAAUACAAGUGUAACCAGGUGAUGCAGGCAA